Molecule: messenger RNA, 9830 nt
Organism: Porites evermanni
Lineage: Eukaryota; Metazoa; Cnidaria; Anthozoa; Scleractinia; Poritidae
Source: the annotation of a GenBank genome assembly
AUGAGCUUUAGUUGUUUCAUUCGGAGUUUGCACAGGUUAACAAUGGCAGCUCCACGAAAAGUCGCAAUUAUCGGUUCAGGAAAUUGGUAAGUCAAGUCGCUGGUGUUUCGAACCUGCCAUUUCGUUUAGAAGGAACAGAUGAAGUUUGCCUUUUGAUCUGUAUUUAUGAAAGCCCUUCUAGAACGACGAACAGUGAUGAAAAUACAUUGCUUUUGCUUUUGUUUUUGCAGGGGCUCUGUUAUUGCUCGCAUCAUUGGAGGAAAUGUGAAACAACAUCCGCAGUCCUUUGAGGAGGAAGUGCAGAUGUACGUUUAUGAAGAGUUAGUGGAAGGGAGGAAACUAACAGAUAUAAUCAACACUGAACAUGAAAAUGUGAAAUAUCUCAAAGGUCACAAGAUCCCAGAGAAUAUCGUAAGUUGAUGCUCGACCGGUAAAUAUCUAAAUCUUAAAUCUAUGCUUGGACUGUUUCCCAACUGAAACAGAAAUUAGUUUUUCAUCAGCAUUAAAGGUAUAUUAAAUAGUGUUUGUAUUCUUGAGGAAUGAUAAGAUGAAUCUUCUGUAAUUGGAGAACGCUUAAAAAUGUUGCUUUAGGCUGUUUUAAUUGGUCUUUUUGCGUUUAACUCCCUUGUUUGCAAUACAGACAGAAUAUUGUUGUUAUAUUGCAAGUUGAAAGAUAAUAUAUUACUGCCAAAUUUUCCAUUAAUUUGCUACUAGUGCACUUUGAUUGGGUGGAUUACAAAAGUAAACAGAUGCUUGCGUUUGGACAUGCAAUAUUAAAAUCAUACGUCAAUUAAAAACAGAAACCACAACAACAAUCGGCGAUGUACAGUUUUAUUGACAGUCUUAAAUUCCUUUAUGGUGGAUUAUUCAUCAUAUCAACUCAGUUUAUAGAACCAUUUUUUUUUUUUAAGUUUAACACUUACAGUGUACAUACAAAUUAAACAAAAGAUGUAUCAGUCUAUACCAUACACCGCCCAGAUUCCAGCUGGUACCAGUUUUCCUGACAGAAGGAACUUGCCUUACUCUUUGGUGGGACUUUUUAGUUGUUGUGAAAGAAAUUAUUCUGAAAGGAAAGGAAACAAUCCAGCUUCAAAUUGAUUGGUUUUGGAGGGUUUUUUAAGUGAAAGACUGCCAAGGAUGGAGAAUUUUAUUCAAGCCAUUGAUACCUUGGGGUGCAGAAUCUAGGUAUUGCUGGUUAGCAUAAUUAAUAUGAAAGUCUAAAACAUAAUUUCAUCUAUUGUAAUAACCAGCCAGUAUUCCACCAUGAAGUUAAGUUAUGACGCAUAUUUAUAUAGUGUAUGAAAAACCUAAAAAUUCCCCCAGUCUUGUCCAAGUUGAGUGGAUUAAAAGGAACUAGCGAAAGCAAAGUUAGAGGUUAUUUUACGUUUAAUAAACAAGCAGCAGUGUUUUAUCGGGUAUAAAAUCACUUGCCUUGAGCUUGUGAUUUUAUACCCGAUAACACAUGUGCUGCGAGUUUAUUAAACGACUUCAAAGACAGUCCUGGAAAAGCGUGUCUCGAUGGAGUUGAUAACAAUGACAGUUUUGUGAACAUUGGAAAUUAGCAUACGAAAAAAAACAUUACGUAUGAAAGUAUUAUGCAAGAAAAUCAAAUCUCACACAUGUUAAGAAAUUCUCCAUCCUACAAAUGACACUAACCUAAGAGGACAUGGCGUCUUCUUCCAGAGCUUUUCAAAGGUCUAAAAAUGUAGAGGAAGGGAGGAAGUUAAUCGAAAAUUAUACCCAAAGUCAAUAAGUGCAGUGAAAAAGUAGUCUUUGAAAAUAUUGUUCUGGAAUGGCCAAAUGGUAGGUAAACAAAAAUCCAGUACUCGAAGUCUUGAGUGCAAUGCUUGGACACUGAGCUUGUUCCGCUACCUCAACGGAUAUUAAUUUUGGUCUUGGCCGAGAUAGGGCAGCAUAACCAGCAAAUUUGUAAUUACUUUUUAUAAGGUAAAAAAGGAAAGAACUUACAUAGGCUGGACUGAUGUGAAAAAACCAGCGAGUAAAUAAGACAAUGACUAUUAUAAAGGAAAUCCGAGCAUAACAAAUUGACCAAUAAUAAGGAUUUCUGACAGAUACUAUCUCUAAAAUGACUAACCUACGUCUCAAGCGGAAAUAAUCACGAAACAGAAAAAUGAUUGUUUAUAUAACGCUCAGUGGCAUGACGGCACAGAGCUAUAGCCAAUAUUACCGCUGAGUCACUGAGCUUUUGGCUUGUUAAAUUGGUGAAAGAACAAAGUUUAAUUUUGUGCAAUAGUAAAUUUACUGCGUGUGUUAUUUUCAUGAAAGAACAUCAGGGAAUCCUAACAUGAGCCCAGCAAAAGGGGAAAAAAGAAGGAAAGCAGUUAAAUAAAAGGAGAUAGAAAGUGAAAGAUGAAAGUUAAAGGGACAGUUUUUUUUUUUUUUUUGUCAAAAAAUAAUGUCUCUCUGGAAAUUUUAGAACAUGCUUGAACUUAAAUGUAGAAGGCUAUAAUAAAUUAUUUGUAAUUUAGGGCCUGACUUUUCAUGGCGAAAGAGUGACCAGAAAAUUGCUUGACUGUGUUUCAGUGGUAUCUCAGCAAAACCUCCAAGUGUUUAUGGGUUGUUUAAAAACCAAGUUCCCAUGUGUUUUACUGCUAAUGACUCUUAUUUGAUUGUAGAAAGCCAACCCUGAUGUUGUCAAUGCUGCAAAGGGAGCAGAUAUUCUGGUGUUUGUUGUGCCACAUCAGGUCAUUAUUUUAUUAUAAAUGUUUUUGCUUACCUAUGUUUGAUUAUAUUUUAUUCAUGUAUAAUAUUUGCAUAAAUUAUUAGAUUUUUAUGUAUGUAACCCACAGUUCACAAAAAUUCAACACAAAUGUCCUGAGCUUUUUUCUUUGCUUGUCACUUUGUUUUGGGAACAUUCAAGGCUAAAAGCUAAAGCUGAUGUUCUCUCUAAACCUGUGUAAAGAAGGCACGAUUCAUUGCUUUCAUUCAUUUCAUUUUUAAUAGAAAUAAGACACUGGCCUCUUGUGUACUCUGUUAUUAGAGUGAUAUGACAGACUCAAUUGUUUGCAUGGUUGUGAAAUGAACAUUUUUUUGCAUAAUUUCUUCUUUACCAACAGUUUGUGAAAAAUGUUUGCAGAAAGCUUAAAGAUAGCUUAAAGCCAAACGUGAUUGCUAUUUCACUAAUAAAGGUAAUGAAAUAUACAUAAGUGAAUAUGAAAUGCACAUAAGCAGGGAGUUCAUUAGGCGUAGGAGAUCGGUGAAUUCUCCGUUUGACACGUAGAGCUCUCUGGCUAAAGGUCAUUAGUAAAAUCCAACUAGUGGUCUAUUAUNGCUUAAAGAUAGCUUAAAGCCAAACGUGAUUGCUAUUUCACUAAUAAAGGUAAUGAAAUAUACAUAAGUGAAUAUGAAAUGCACAUAAGCAGGGAGUUCAUUAGGCGUAGGAGAUCGGUGAAUUCUCCGUUUGACACGUAGAGCUCUCUGGCUAAAGGUCAUUAGUAAAAUCCAACUAGUGGUCUAUUAUCAAUGCUGCAUUCUGAUUGGUUGAACUACUACUAGGCUAUAUGUUGUAGCCCACUAGUAGCGAAAAGCGCCAGCUUUGAAAACCAAAACAAUGGUGGCUGAAUUGCAUUUUGUUAGCUAAAGUUGUGUUGUCUCCAUAUUUUUGACCAACUAGUUGGAUUUUACUAAAACAAUUAUUCCUCUCGCCCUCAUGACCUGUGAGUCAAUAGCCUGUUCAGCCUGCAGCCUCAUGGGCUAUUGACUCGGUGCCCAUUUGGGCUAAAGGAAUAAUUGUUAAAUAUCCUACGACUAUUUUUUACUUGGAUGUGGACCCUGUUCAAAAAUAUUCUCCUGCAAUGUUACACCUUUCUCCUGCUACUAGAAUUUUUAAUGAAAAACCCUGCAUAAGUGAACUAAUAUACAUAGGUUGUGAAUAGUGACCUAGCAACUUCGCACUUAGUAAUGUAAAAAUGUUCCCUUCUCUUCCUACUGCUUUAUCAGUGCGACUUGUACCUGAUGGUGUCCUGCUUGUUUUGUGAGGGCUCCUGGCUGGGCUGCCAGUGUCUCCAGCCAUUGGAGAGGCUUCUUCUAAGAGCUUGAUUCCACUGAUUUGAGCUCUUGCAGUGUAGAGGUAUCAGGCACCCAACCGCCAUUAGUCAUACAGUUUACACUGUUGCUUCUCCAUGGAGGGUUUUUGGCCCUUUAGCCUUUGGGAAAGUCCUGUUUGGGUUUACUUCACACAUUCCUUUUAUGUUAAGACCACUUCUUCCUCGUCAAAACUUCCAGUAACCUUAUUGGAUUUUUUCUUAAACCAUACAAUUCAUAAGAAUAUAAAGAUAUCAGCUGUAAAUAAGAUCAAAAGUGUACAAUUUUUUUGCCUCUUUAGCACAUCUUUUGCCUACCCAUAAAUCUUUAUCCUUUUUUAACAGUUUGGUAUCGCAUGUAAAUUCAUGAGAAUCGAUGCAAUUAAGGACGAGACUCACAUUAUGACUUGGAAAGAGUGCAGAAGAAAUAGCAUAGACCGAGCUGCUUCCCUCAAACGUCAGGCCAGCGUCAGGGCAAGUGACCAGCAAUAUUUUUCUUACAAGGCCAUGGCAGUUUUUGCACCUGGCUCCAAACAAGGGGAAAGGGGAAAAGGGAUUUUUCAAAGAUAAAAAUUUAAUGCCCUAACUGAGAGGUAAAUUUUUAAGAUCUGUGCCUUUUCAAUCUCCUGCCUCCCCUGUCAGGGCCUUCUAUUGAAGUUAAAUCAUAUUUCCAGUAGAUGGUGCGGAUUUGGUUUUUUUUUUGACUCCUUUAAAUAUACAGUGUAAUAAUUCAAUAUCUGCUCAAGGAGAUAUGGGAGUAGUUACCUUUAAACUAGAAGGCACUUGCCCUGAAAUAGCAGGCAGAGUUUUUUUUCAUUAUUGUUAUCAUUGCAAACUGUUUUUACAACACAUUAAACUGCAACAUUUGGAGGAAUUAUGUAUGAUUUCGAUUCCUGCCCCAAGUGUGAUGUUGAGCAAGGGUCAUCUGGAAUGAGGGAAAAUUAUCUUUUUUUUGUUCUGCAGGGACUUGACCAUUCUGCUGUGGGAUUAAACCUUGUUUCCAAUAUUAUCAAAGAUGAGUUAGGCCUUCCUGAAGUGAGUGUUCUUAUGGGAGCAAAUCUUGCAAAAGAAGUAGCAAGAGAAAUGUUUGGUGAGGCUACAAUAGGUAAGGAAUUUGGUUUCAUUUCUUAAAUCAAUUCUCUCUUGUUGUCCAUGCAGGGGUGAAACCCUAACCCUGUUUAGUACAACACCCUCAAUUUUUUUACCCUGUUCAGGAUAAAGGACAAAAUGUAUGCUGUCUUGUUUUAAAGCCAUUUAUUGGCAAUUGCAGUUGACCAAAUUCAUGUUAUAAUCAUUGCUUUUGUACACUUGAAAUACAAACAAAAUUCAUCUAGCAAAUCAAAUCAAUUAUGCAGGCAAUACCCUGUUGACAGACUCACAUGAAAUUGCAUACCCUGUUUAGGACAGCGAGGUAAAAAACCAUACCCUGUCCAGUGGCACACUCCAGUAUAAGCCAAAUAAGUGAGAAGGUACCUCCCAACCCCCCCGGGGUUUGUCCAGUGCAGAUUUCAACAGUUUAAGUGCUUGGUACCUCAUGAUAAAAUAUGACAGAUGAACCCACGUACAACAAACCCACUUUACAGUAUGUCACAUUUAAAUCAGGUUGCAGAGUGGAAGAGCAUGGAGCUGUACUAAAGGAUCUGUUCCACACGGAGUACUUCAAAGUAAAUGUUGUAAAAGAUGCGGAUACUGUUGAGCUCUGUGGAUCUCUGAAGGUAAGUUGUGGUAGCAAGUCUUGUCGUGAGUAAUCACUAGUUAUUUUUGGGGUUCUCCCAAAAAUUUAAAGUUAAGGAGAAAACAGUUAUAUGGGCAGCAAUGCAUUACAUGGAAAAGUGCUUUUGUGUGGGGCUUCAGAGGGUGACCCAUGCCUCAACUAGAACGUCUCUUCUAGAACUUUACCAUUACUUUGAUGUAAUGCUCUGCAAUAGGUUUUUUUCUUCAAAUUUAUAGUGGAAAGUGCACUCAGCUUGUCCAGCUAGUUUACAAGCACUUCACUUAAAUAAGAAAAAAUAGAAACAAAUAAUCCAAAUAUAACAUAACAGGAUAAGAAACCCGAACUGGCAGGAAGCAACCAGUUGGCUAACAAGAGUGGCAGAGGAUUUGAACUCGGAACAACCAAGAACAAAUCCAGCAAGUGGCCAAAGAGGGACUCUGAACCAUGGGCUGCCGGAUCGCGAGUCCAGUGCAUUGACCUGACUCAACCAUGCUGCCUUCAUAGGCUACUUUAGACUUUAGCUGUGUCAUCACUAAUUAAAGAGCAUUGUUGUUCUUUAGAAUGCUGUGGCAGUCGGAGCAGGAGUUGUAGAUGCUUUGGGGUAAGAAAACUUUUUGCUUUUUUAGUGGGGUAUAUUGGCACAAGAACAAGUGCAAGGUUUUAAAUUGAAUAUCUUUAUCUUUAUAGACCAAAAGCAAUGAAAUAGCUAAUAAAGUUAGCCCAACUGUAUCAGUAGCCUAUAGAUUGUUUUCGCUCACGUUGUCAGUAGCUGUCAUGAUAAUUUCAUGGACAGAAAGAAAGUUUUUACAUAUGGAAAGAAUUCAAUUCCCACAUGAUAUUUUUGAUACGCCAACAUGAUCGCUUUUUUUUUCGUUUUGGAACACUAAUAUGGCCACUGUGACAUCAUGUGAAAGUGAUCUUUAGAUGGUUUGACUAAAGAAAUAAUAUUAUCCUUUUGAACUCUUAGUUAUGGUGAUAACUCGAAGGCUGCUGUCAUCCGUAUUGGGCUGAAAGAAAUGAUCCAGUUUGCUCAAAGAUUCUAUGAGAAUGUUGAAUUAGAAACAUUUUUUGAGUCAUGUGGAGUUGCUGAUCUGAUUACAACAUGUUAUGGUGGCAGAAAUAGGAUUGCUGGAGAGGAGUUUGUCAAAGGAAAGGUGAGAAGAAUUAAAUUCCAGCCCCAGUUGAUCAGGGGUAGACAGGGCUAACCCAGGGAACCUGACUAAUACAAAAUUUAGUUCUAUCUAGGCUAUUGCGCUUGCCUCAGUCAUCCAGUGAUCGCAUCAGAUUUGUUUCCAUAUUCAUGAAUGUUUUGAUUGUCUGAACACACAGUUUUAGACGUCUUAGCAAGGUGUUUUGGACGAUUAUGAUGUUAUGGAAGCUUAAGCUAUUUUUAUUUUUAGAUCAUAAAUUUUAUGCAUUUCUUAUCCCUCCUAAAAUUAUUAGACUGCUUGCAGUUAGCCUUUUCAGUGUCAGGGAGUAGAUGUGGAUUAAAAAAAAAAUGCUUUUAGCCAAAUAGCACUGGGACAAGUUGAAAAAAGACAUACUUUUCUUCCUCUUUGGGCUUAUGCCCUCAUUUCUUGCCGCGUACAGCUUCACUGCUUGCUGCUUGUGAAUGCUACCCUGGUAACUUGGCAAAAAAAGAGGCUGCUCACAGAAAAUGGUACCUGGUGAUAGAGCAAACCAGUUACUGUGCUGUUUUUAUUAUCUGAUUAUAGUAUAAGUUAGACUUCCAUUACAUGUUUCUCUGGUAGGGCCACAUCCAUUUUGACUACCGGUAUGUAGUAAACAACUUUUCCACUUCAGGAAAAUCUUGAAUAGCAUAAAAUAAUUAAUGCUUAGUAGACAUGGCAUGCAUAUAAGAUGAGCUAUCAUGGAAAAGUCUUGGUUCUUAAGAUAGGCCAUUACUGUAUUAUCCUUAGUUUUUGUUGUUUUCAAAUUUAAUAGAAGAUUUAUCAAACUGAACAGCAAAUCAGUGUCAUUAGUUAGUAACCAGUGCUGAGUUCAUCCUAACUUGUGUUUUGUUGUGAUUCUUAAGACAUUUGAGGAGGUAGAGCAGUAUAUGCUGGGUGGACAAAAGCUUCAGGGACCACACACUGUCUAUGAAGUUUAUCAUCUUCUCAAGGAAAAUGAUUUGUUGGAUGAGUAAGUAACAAUAGUGUCAACUCUGUCUUGUUCAUCAUUUUGAUGAUAUUGAAAUGAGACCUUCUAAGUGGGGGACGGGGGUGGGGAGUGGGUAGACAGGGCUGUCACUAAGGGUCAGGGAUUUCCUCCGGCUACUUUCAUAGGGGACAAAAAGAAACUGGAACCAAAAGAACUUCCUAGCUGGACAAUAGACCAAUUCCGAUAUAUUAAAAUUCAUACUUGGCUGCAAGGCUUUGGGGAAUAAAACAAAAGAAAUCAUCCUGAGGCUCAGCAAUGAAUAAUACAUUUUUUUGUUUUAUUCCCCCUAGCCUUGGAGCCAAGUAUGAAUUUGAUAUAUCGAAAAUGGUCCAUUCCCCUUCUACUAAUUGCAUGUACCUGGCAACUUGACAUUUUAGCAACAGCCGUCUGGUACAUGUCCCCAGUUAAAUUACAAAACAGGUCUCUUUGCAUAGUGAGGAGAUAGCUAUGUUGCUGUUGGUAUUCAGUACUAUUGUAAUUGUGAUUGUCCUUGGCGUCAUCGUAGUUUCAACCCAUUUUUAUGUGAUUUGUUGCCAUUUCAUCUGUCUUAUGUUGCUGUUUCAUGGUCGUCUCAGUUAUCGGAAUUUUACCGUAACAGGACCUCUGCAAUGCUUUGAGGAUUGGAAAAUGCUGUUGUCAUUUGAUUUUUUUUAAUGUUUAAAAUGAUUUGACCUUUCCUUUGCUUCACGGCUUUGUUUGUUUUUAGGUAUCCGCUUCUUACAGCCAUCUACAAUGUCUGUUUUGAGAAGCAUCCUCCAUCAGAGAUGAUAGAAGUACUCAAAAGACACUUGUAAUCAUGCCUUAUGAAAACAUAAUCAUAAUUAUUACAAUAGGUGAUUAAGCCAGUAUAUAUUUAUUUAUAUUUUGUGGGUUUUUUGUGUCAUAUUCCUUAGCAUCACAUGUUUUUUAGAAUUCCAAUGUUUUUAGCUCACCAGACCAGAGCACUUGAGGUAAAUAUCGCCACUUUGGUCCUUGGUUAUAUUAAAAACUGGACUGCCCCUGUAGCUUAAAUCAACCAAUUUCAAAAUACCAAUUUCAAUGCAAUCUCCAUUAGUAUUUUUACACUCCUUGAUCUGAUCGGUUCGCUAUCUGGGAUAUUUAACAAAAUGAUUCCACGAGCGCGCGUUGCAUAUGAGUUGGUAGUGUCGAGUUGGCUGUAAGCGUCUUGUAUUCAACAAGCACGAGUGGAAUAAUUGUCAAAUAUUCACUCCCAAGCGUGUGGAUAUUAGGUGAUACUGAAAUAGAGAAACAAAGUGCCUGGCAUGAGCUCGGUGUUUGCCUUAGUUUAGAGAAAAAACGUUUGAAAAUACAAGAAAAUCCUAGCGUUGAUGUUUGUAAAGGUAACAAAAGACUUCAAACUAUUCAAAACAGCUUUUUCUUUGUGAACUCAGGAUUUCAUCACAAGACGAAUUUUUGCCCAGAAAUAUUAAAAUCUGAAUUUUUGAAAAAGCAAAUGAAAGCAAAUGUUUGCGAAAACUGUACUUGUCAUCAAGUAAACAAGACGAAGACUAGAAUCGUUAAGUUACUGUUGCGUGCCUUUAUUCAAGAUUCUGGAGAUGGAAGAUUUAUGGUAUAGUCAGUCAGUCACAGAGUUAUGAUUCUGUAAUAUAUCUGAAGAGAAUUUCGAAAGCAUUGCGCACAUGAUAUUUUACUGAUAUGGUGAAAAUUAAUAUUUGUAUGUAUCCUUGAUUUGUCGUCCUUUUCUAUGGCUCUAAAGGUCGGGUUCUUUAAAUAUCAAGGAUGAAAUAAAUCGGCUCCGUUGUCCCGGUUUCGCCGCUAGAUUCUUUAGGAGAAAAACCUUUGACUGGCACCUUGAUUGUUGUAAAUAAAUGGCAUUUUUACUUAUCUACACAAUGUAACAAAGUUGUUUGUUUUUUUACUUUUAUGUUAUGAUCUCACUGUGAAAAUAAAGU